AUGGAGAAUGUAGAACUUGACACUCUGGAAAGACCAGCUCAGAGUGAGAAGGAAAUAUCUGAUGAGAGCGCAGUAGAACACCCGAGUGACUUGAAUGAAGGCAAGAGAGAUGAGAAUGAGGGAACCGAACAGAGAAAGAGGGGAUCCCGUAUCCGACGGGCGUUACGAGCUCUGCACUGCCGCUUCUCCAACAUUGAUAUCAACACAGAGCGUGAAGCUACAGCUUCCAUCCUCUCCUCGCGGCCAUCAGAGCACAGUGGAGGAUUGUUGCAGAGGUGUGUCAGCGGCCUUUCUCAAAUAAGGAAGAGGUGGAAACAAAGAACUGCAACUGUUCAUCCAUUACCAUAAAUGUGAUUAAAAUAUUCACUCUCUCAAUCCUAAUUCACCACGUCGCAGGGACCUGCAAGUCCCGUAUUCAUCUGUUAUAUGAGGUCUGUCUGGAAAGUAUCCAUGUGAUUUGAAAAGUAGAGACAUUUAUUGAAGAAGAUAGAAGAAACAUUGUACAUAGGACAAUGAUGCCUUAGUCCCGUUUAUAGUAGGCACCUUGGAAACUCACGCAGUUCUCCCAGUGUCUCUAGGACAGGGUCUAUGCAGCCUGUCCUUUAUAUUAGUGCUAAUAAAUAGCAUUGUACAAAGAGCUCCUUAAAUGAAUACAUUCUGACGUUUGUUUUUCGUUUCACGUGUAGCUGGUUAAAAAUGAAACAAAUGAAGUUGAAGAAAUCUGUGCGGAUUGUAUAGAGGAUGUAGAACCUGACACUCAGGAAAGACCACCUCAGAAUGAGAAGAAAACAUCAGAUGAGAAAGCAAUAGAACCCCUGAGUGACUUAGAUGAAGACGACAGAGUUGAGAAUGAGGGAACCAAACAGAGAAAGAGGGGACCCCUUCUGAGACAGGCGUUACGAGCUCUGUGCUGCAGUCUCUCCAAUACUGACAGCAGCAUGGACAGAGAAGCUGCUGCUUCCAUCCCCUCAUUCGACCCACUGGAGCACAGUGGAGGAGCUGUAGAGGUGUGUCAGUGGCCUGUCUCAAAUAAGGAGGAGGUAGAAGCAGAGAACUACAACUGUCCAUUCAUUACCAUAAAAUUCAUUAAAAUAUUCACUCUCUCAAUCCUAAUUCACGAUUUCGCAGGGACCU
This is a messenger RNA of Pelobates cultripes (western spadefoot toad), 1134 nucleotides long. The record is from the annotation of a GenBank genome assembly. Lineage: Eukaryota; Metazoa; Chordata; Amphibia; Anura; Pelobatidae.